This is a messenger RNA of Nezara viridula (southern green stink bug), 1716 nucleotides long. The record is from the annotation of a GenBank genome assembly. Lineage: Eukaryota; Metazoa; Arthropoda; Insecta; Hemiptera; Pentatomidae.
AUGAGGGUGGCGGCACUUCUGCUGUGGCUGGGGCUGGCGGCGGGCGAGCAGGUGCGGGAGCUGGAGGUGAGCGAGGGCGCCCCGGCCGGGACGAGGGUCGGCUUCAUCGGCGACGGCCUCUCCAGCCCGCCCUUCCUCAUCGUUCCCGUCCCCGGCUCCGCUGUAGAGUCCGACCUCACCAUCGAAUCCAAUACCGGCGAGAUACAAACCAAGGUCAAGCUCGACAGGGAGAACCGAUCCUCCUAUUCUUUAGUCGCCAUACCCAGAAGUGGAGAGAACAUCCGUGUUGUCGUUCGCGUCCUAGACGAGAACGACAACGCUCCCACAUUCCCUUCCCCUAUCAUGGAGAUCGAGUUUCCCGAGAACACCCCUAGAGAUGUGAAGAGGACACUGAAUCCGGCCAGAGACCUGGACCUCGACGUGUUCAACACCCAGAGGUACACAAUCGUUUCCGGUAACGUCAACAAUGCAUUCCGCCUCUCUUCACAUAGGGAAAGGGACGGAGUUCUUUACCUCGAUCUUCAGAUCAACGGUUUCCUCGACAGGGAGACUACACCUGAAUACAGCCUUGUUAUAGAGGCUCUCGAUGGAGGCAAUCCACCCUUGAAGGGCUCGAUGACCGUCAAUAUUACCAUUCAAGAUGUGAACGAUAAUCAGCCCAUAUUUAACCAAAGCAGAUAUUUUGCGACUGUUCCAGAAAACGCUACAGUAGGUACGAGUGUUUUACAAGUUUUCGCUACAGACACUGACGCAGGUGAGAAUGGACAGAUUGAAUAUUCGAUAAACAGGCGGCAAAGUGAUCGCGAUGCCAUGUUCCGUAUAGAUCCGAAAAGUGGACUGAUAGCUGUGAACCGACCGUUGGAUUUCGAAACGAAAGAAGUGCAUGAAUUAGUUGUGACUGCGCGUGAUCAUGGGAUGCAAGCUUUGGAGACGACAGCAUUCGUUUCCAUCAGAGUGACGGAUGUGAACGACAAUCAGCCUACGAUCGAUGUAAUUUUCUUGAGUGAUGACGCUACACCAAAGAUAUCUGAGACUGCUCAAAAGGGAGAGUUCGUAGCUAGGAUUUCUGUGAACGAUCCCGAUUCUAAGACAGAGUAUUCGAAUGUCAACGUCACUUUGGAAGGUGGAGAAGGACAUUUCGGCCUUGCAACGCAGGACAAUAUCAUCUACCUCGUCAUUGUAUCGAUGCCAAUCGACAGGGAGCUGAAGCCCAAUUAUACGCUGAGCGUUAUCGCCACCGACACCGGCACCCCUCCGCUCCACGCCUCCCGAACAUUCCAUCUCCGAGUCACUGACGUCAAUGACAACCCUCCAGAAUUCAGUGAAUCUGUCUAUCAUGCUAAUGUACUGGAAGUGGCGGAUCCGGGAACAUCUGUGGUCCAGAUCACAGCCGUGGACCGAGACGAAGGUGUGAAUUCAAUACUCAGCUAUUCCUUGAUGGAAAGUAACUCGGGUCGACCAGCCUGGUUUCAAAUUGACUCCAUGUCCGGUCUCAUCACGACCAAGGCUCAUAUCGAUUGCGAGAUUGAUCCUGAACCCAAAGUAAUCGUGGUCGCCACUGACCAAGGUUCUCCCCCGUUGUCCUCAUCCGCAACCGUACUAGUCACUAUUCACGAUGUCAACGACAACGAGCCCAUCUUCGACCAGAGCUUCUACAACGCAACCAUUCCUGAGAAUGAGGCUAAAGGACACUGCAUUCUUAAGGUGAGUCUUUAG